UUAAUCGGGGGCGCGUACGUGCGCGUCCCCGCGGAGUCUUUGUGUGGCGGCGUAGAGAAGCGCAAAUACAAUAACCAUGGCCGACGAGAAACCCAAGGAGGGGGUAAAGACAGAGAACAAUGACCACAUCAAUCUGAAGGUGGCGGGACAGGACGGGUCAGUGGUCCAGUUUAAAAUCAAGAGACACACACCUCUCAGCAAGCUCAUGAAGGCCUACUGUGAGAGACAGGGACUGACGAUGAGGCAGAUUCGAUUCCGGUUUGACGGACAGCCGAUUAACGAGACAGACACGCCCGCACAGUUGGAAAUGGAGGAUGAAGACACAAUUGACGUUUUCCAGCAACAGACAGGAGGACACAUCUGAAUCGGACGACUCUCGCGACCCCGACCCGUCUCUCUCCGCCUCUCUCUCUCUCUGUUCCUGGUUCUCACAGACCUCUCUCCUCAUGGUUAUCUGUAACUGCUGUUGUAUAGUGUUUUCAGUUCAUCAUGUUUUACUUUCGUUUUGUACAUAAAGGGUUUCUGCUACAGUAAUUAUUACAUUGGGAUUGUUAAUUGCUGUAAAAUCUGACAUGUUAAGCCCGAGUCUUUGAACGAUUGAUCGCUAGACCAUCAUGGAGACAGUCAUCUGUGUACAGAGUCAGACCAACUAAUACAUGUAUCCCCUUAAGAAUCAUUGAGGAUAAAGAGCCAUGUGUUUGAGUUCAGGGUUUUGUUCUGGUUCGAAUAUGACCACACAGGCUUUUUCGAAAUUGCGUUUCAAGAAAUAAUAAAGAAAUGUUCUGCUCUACUAUACUUUAAGCAGACAAACCUGCAGUUCAGAUUGAUUUUCUGUUUUCCAUUCAGACAAAUUGGUUUUACAACUUUUUUUUAUUUUAUUUUAGUGGUCAUGUAUAGUGCGUAACUUGUGUUAAACAUGUUUUGACUUGAGUACGAACGAGGGAAUUCAUGUUUCAGACAAGUCAAGCAUCUGUCUGUAUUGUCUAAUCUCUUGUUAAAAUAAAAUAUUCUCUUUUUAUCAAA
Molecule: messenger RNA, 1023 nt
Organism: Sinocyclocheilus rhinocerous
Lineage: Eukaryota; Metazoa; Chordata; Actinopteri; Cypriniformes; Cyprinidae
Product: small ubiquitin-related modifier 2
Exons: 4
Coding region: 77-364 (95 amino acids)
Molecular function (GO): protein binding
Source: RefSeq, a predicted model, not a curated record